AUUUAGUCGACAUCAUUAUUUACCACUUCUCAAAUGUGUAUCUUGCUUUCAUAAUGUUUUCAAAAUUCUACAGUGCUUAGUAUGAAGAGUUUUAUUGCUGAUUCAAGAUUCUAAGUAAAUAUUUAUGUGUAAGAAUUUCGGAUCAAAGUUUACAGAGUGAGAUGGAUAUAUUUGAGCAUGAGUGAGUAUGGUUUUCACAUUUGAUGCAUGUAACCACCAUUGUUAUACGGUAUUUUAUUCACAUAUCAACGAAGAUUUUCCGAUGGAUUGGUGGUUCGUUAUAGCUAUUAUUUGCAUAGCAACUAUUUCGAUCCUCACUUUAUUACUGUUCUUAAAAUACAGGAGGAACUGGAAAAUUGAGCGCAUCUUCCUCGCAUUAUUGACUGUAUGCAAGUGAGUGGAUUGAAAUGUCAAAUGUAUUGUUGUCUACCAAUGCUUAUUUUGGUAAUCACCUGAAAUACAGGAAUAAUUUCACAAUUCUAGUAGAAUUUCAAACUUCAAUCUUCAUAUUGUGGUGGAUGAAGGAAAUACAAACACACCUCACAGUAAACAAUUCUUGUUCCACAUUUUAUGUUUUAAUAAAUAAAUAAAUGAAACUAGGCUAAAGCCAUUUUCAUUCACGCUCAAACAGUCUAACUUAUGCUCUGAAUAAACAAUCAGUGCAGCUUAUAUUUUCCUUUCACUAUUGAAUUUCACUGUCCAAUAACAGCGAGAAGAAUUAUACAUGACGACUCGUAGAAUUCGUCGUUUCAGUUCCCUCAAAUAUUUAUUAGAUUUAAUAUUUGUUUUUUAGUACCUUUGUGAACUGUUGGCAGUUGGUUUCUUCAACACUUCUAUGUGUUUGGUAAGUUCAGACUAAUUUCUUUCUCCGAAUUCUUUGAAGGAGUAUCAGAUUGACAACAUUUGCGCUAAUUUUCGAAGCAUAUUUCAUAUUUAAAACAUAAUUUAUUUUGUUUAAUAAAGUGUUCAAUCACUUAUUAUGACUGGAAUUCUGAACAUUCAUGUUGUCAUUUCUUUUGUCAGCUUGUAGUGCUUCUGGCAAAUUGGCUCAAAUGAGUUUUGUACGACAUGUCUAUGUGACACUGUGUAUGACCAACUUACAUGUGUAUUUUUUUGAGUUAACAGCAAAAUAUAUGACAAUUUACAUCUCAAACUUUUAAUCUUUGUCACCAGAAAUCGCUCCAAUUUUUUAAUCUUUUUAAAUAAUAGAAUUAUUAGUAUUAUUAUGACUGAAUGUAUUAUUUGUAUGCACAAUCUUCCCUUCCCAUUUACAAGUGAUUUUGGUUGGUGCAUAUUUAAAAAUUAUUUCUAAAGUUAUGUAUGUACAUGUAAGUUUAAUCGGAUUAAAUCUAAUUGAAACAAUAUUGUGCGCUUAAAUGUCUUGUUCUAAAUUUUACGAUUGGAACUAUUACUUAUUGUGAAAUUUUAAGUGAAAAAUAUUUAUGCAGUGAAUCUUCCAAUUUUAUUUGUCCAGAACGCGAUUUACAGAAGAAAAAAUUAUUUUAUCGAUUCAUAGUUGGAUAAAUAUGACUCUCUCACGAAUACCUACGGUCUGGAAAUAUCAGAUUAUACAGUCUUGUGAUCGUGUACUGAAGUUAAUGCUUUUGGUUUACUCAGGUAAAUCUGUGCACAAUGGAUGCUUUGGAUGUAAUAUAUGUUAGUGUACUUUGGAUGUCUAAUAACACCUCGACAAUACAGAAAGGAUGAAUUACAGCAUAUGUUUGCACCUGAAGUUUAACAUGCUUCUGUGGAGCACAUUACAUUGUACGUUGCAGGUGUGUUCUCUAGAAAUGCGCAGAUGAACACUAUCCGAUUUGGUUGGUGGAAGAAGAGCAUGUGAUGAAGAAACCAUCCAUUUGUGAACAUAAUAGACCAUUUAUCGUCAAAAGUUAAGAGAUUCAAAUUCAUUCACCCUUAAAAUUUGCGUUUCAUCCACUUGUGUUUAGCCGAUGCUUUAGAUAAAAUAUGGACAAAACCUAAAUUAUGUAUUCAAACACCUUCAGUUAAAACCUCUUUCUCCACCAUCAUCUCAGUAAUAUCACUUUUAUUUCAUUGUAUUUUAUCGCAAGAACUCAUCAAAGUUCAUCAGCCACUUCAUUAUUACCAUCAUCGAACUCUUAAUGUAUUUUCAAAAUCUAGAUCACAACUAACUUGGUUAAUAGACUUUCAAAACUAUGUUAUUCACCUACUUCAAUUCCACCACGUUCAACAUCUUUAUCGUUAGAAUGUGCUUACACUGGUUACCUGCCGGAGUUCCUUGUUGUGUACAAUCACCGAUAGGCAGACAGAUUAUUUCACCAAUGAAGUGAACGCCACGAGAU
Messenger RNA from Trichobilharzia regenti, 2321 nucleotides. NCBI's taxonomy places the organism in Eukaryota, Metazoa, Platyhelminthes, Trematoda, Strigeidida, Schistosomatidae. The record is from the annotation of a GenBank genome assembly.